AUUGUGUUUAUUUUUGACAGUGACAGUAAAAUGCCGAUUGUUUUCGUAUUACAAGAAGUGUUAAAACCUGCUAAUUAAGUGAAAAUGUGUAGUCUUUAAUAAUAAAUGUCAUUAUAGUCCCCGUUUACACCUCAAUUUCAAGUUUUCUUCCUACGAUCAAAACAAGACAAUUAAAAAUGGCCGAUGUUCGCGAUAUUAUGGAGCUGGAGCAUCCAGCGAGCCAAGAGGUGACUCGAGAGUCAAUCAUUGGUUCAGACAAGCAGAGGAAGCGGCCCCCAACUACUACAAAAACCCAGAAAAGGCCUGAGGGAAUGCACCGUGAAGUUUUCGCCUUGUUGUACAAUGAUAAUAAGGACGUUUCUCCGCUUUUUCCGUCUGAUACAGGACAUGGGUAUAAACAAACGAAAAUUAAGUUGGGCAUGAGGAAACCGAGAAAGUGGAAGUGGGUGCCGUUUACGAACCCGGCAAGGACCGAUGGGGCGGUGUUUCAUCACUGGAGGAGGCCGUCCGACGAACCUAAGGAAUAUCCUUUUGCCAAGUUUAACAAGAAAGUUGAUAUUUGUACAUACACUGAUGCCGAAUACCAGCAGCACUUAAGAGUUGAUGGUUGGACCAAGGACGAAACUGACCACAUGAUGCAACUGGCACAGAGAUUCGAUCUCAGGUUUAUCCUAAUGGCUGAUAGAUAUGACACUGAAAAGUUUCCGAAAAGAUCAGUGGAGGAUAUUAAAGACCGUUACUAUAAAAUUUGCGGCAUCAUGAGCAAAUUAAGAGGGGAGAAAAAAAUUUAUACCUACGAUGUUGACCACGAAAAACGACGGAAAGAGCAGCUGAAGAAGCUCUACGACAGGACUCAGGAACAAAUUGAAGAGGAACAGUUCUUGCUCCUGGAGUUGAAAAAGAUCGAAGCUAGGAAGAAGGAGCGCGAGAGAAAGACACAAGACUUGCAAAAAUUGAUCAGUCAGGCGGACAGUCAGAGUGAAACUCCCCGAAAAACGGACAAGAAAUUGCCCAAGAAAAAAAUCGCGAACCCUUCAAGACCCUCGCGCGUUGACACAGCGCAUAUUUUACAGGCUGUUGAGACCGCAGGUAUCAAAUUCCCCGAUUACAAAAACAGCGGCGUUUCCCUAAGGUCGCAACGAAUGAAACUGCCGGCAAAUGUGGGCCAGAAAAAAUCGAAAGGAAUCGAACAAAUGUUGCAAGAAAUUGGUUUAGAAUUAAAUCCGAUUCCUACAGAAGAAAUCUGUCAAAAUUUCAAUGAGCUGAGGAGUGAUAUGGUCCUCUUGAUGGAAAUUAAAUCAGCUUUGAGUACCUGCGAAUUUGAAUUACAGUCCUUGAGACAUCAGUAUGAGGCGUUAAAUCCCGGGAAAACACUGACGAUCCCGCCGCAGUUAAUCUCUAAUUUGGAUCUCGAAAAUAAAGCUGGAACGGGGGAGAUUAUAGAUGUCGUGGGGUCUCCGAGCACCCCUACAUCUUAGUAUAAUAUAACAAAAUAAUGUAAUAUUAAGGUUUGAAUAAACAUUUAAUUUCA
Tribolium castaneum (red flour beetle) is the source of this 1531-nucleotide messenger RNA. RefSeq names its product DNA methyltransferase 1 associated protein 1 (gene DMAP1). Gene Ontology annotation, cellular component: NuA4 histone acetyltransferase complex; Swr1 complex; nucleus. Gene Ontology annotation, biological process: negative regulation of transcription by RNA polymerase II; DNA repair; chromatin remodeling. The record is from RefSeq and is a predicted model, not a curated record. Gene Ontology annotation, molecular function: transcription corepressor activity. Lineage: Eukaryota; Metazoa; Arthropoda; Insecta; Coleoptera; Tenebrionidae. The coding region runs from base 177 to 1478 and encodes 433 amino acids. The transcript is spliced from 7 exons.